Neohortaea acidophila is the source of this 1083-nucleotide messenger RNA. RefSeq names its product ras family-domain-containing protein. The coding region runs from base 166 to 846 and encodes 226 amino acids. The transcript has 4 exons. The record is from RefSeq and is a predicted model, not a curated record. Lineage: Eukaryota; Fungi; Ascomycota; Dothideomycetes; Mycosphaerellales; Teratosphaeriaceae. Gene Ontology annotation, molecular function: GTPase activity; GTP binding.
CGACGCUGCCCAACACAAACGACCACUGCUGUCACGACCGUCUUCCUCUCACACCCCUCACACAUCCCCUCUCCACACACCAAGCACCUCUCUAGACCUUCAUACCGCUCUCCUGCGACUUCCGACUACCUCUUCAGCCUUUUCAUCCCCGCCCGGGCUCACACGAUGGCAACAAGGCCUCAGCAAGGCGGCAGACCCGGCGGCGCCCGUUUCGCCCAGUUCAAGCUGGUCCUGCUAGGCGAGUCUGCGGUCGGCAAGAGCUCCCUCGUGCUACGAUUCGUGAAAGAUCAAUUCGACGACUACCGAGAAUCCACCAUCGGAGCCGCGUUCCUCACACAAACAAUAGCCCUCGACGACCAGACGACCGUCAAGUUCGAGAUAUGGGACACGGCGGGACAGGAGCGGUAUAAGUCGCUGGCGCCCAUGUACUAUCGCAACGCCAACUGCGCCGUAGUGGUGUACGACAUCACUCAAGCUGCCUCACUAGACAAAGCCAAGUCGUGGGUGAAAGAGCUCCAACGCCAAGCAAACGACAACAUCGUCAUCGCGCUCGCAGGCAACAAACUCGAUCUCGUCACCGAACAGCCCGACAAGCGCGCCGUCCCCACCGCCGACGCCGAAGCCUACGCCAAAGAAGCCAACCUGCUCUUCUUCGAGACGAGCGCCAAGACGGCGGAGAAUGUGAAGGAGCUGUUCGCCUCGAUCGCCAAGAAGUUGCCCAUCGAGCAGGCUACGCAAAGAGGUGUGAGGGGAGGUCCGGCGGGCGGCAGGCCGGGUGGUGUGGAUCUGGGUGCGAGAGCGGAGAGUGGGACUGCUGCGGGUGGGGCGGGAGGAUGUCAAUGCUGAGCGGCUGCAAGAAAGAGGGAUCCAAGGCGGAUGUAAUCGAUACGAGAAGAUGCUCAAUCCUUUGUCCAAUCUGGGUCUGAGCGUGCUUUCAUGUGGCCGACCGGCGCGAUAGAGUCUCGUGCACAACACACAUGGUGGUCGGUUGGCUAGGGAGUCGAAGGCGUUCGAUGAUACGUUCGAUUGAUGAGGAGGUGCGCGUUCGAUACCAUUGCGUAGGUAGUCUAGGCAUUAUCUAAC